Messenger RNA from Rosa rugosa (rugosa rose), 699 nucleotides. RefSeq names its product isocitrate dehydrogenase [NAD] regulatory subunit 1, mitochondrial-like. The transcript has 3 exons. Gene Ontology annotation, molecular function: isocitrate dehydrogenase (NAD+) activity. The coding region runs from base 1 to 699 and encodes 232 amino acids. Lineage: Eukaryota; Viridiplantae; Streptophyta; Magnoliopsida; Rosales; Rosaceae. Gene Ontology annotation, cellular component: mitochondrion. The record is from RefSeq and is a predicted model, not a curated record. Gene Ontology annotation, biological process: isocitrate metabolic process; tricarboxylic acid cycle.
AUGCCCCCACCCAGCGACGGAGCUCUGCGUGUCGUAACCAAAAUCCCUGGCGAUGGAAUCGGACCGCUAGUCAUGAACGCUGUCGAGAAGGUGAUGGAGGCGAUGCAGGCGCCGGUCUACUUCGAGAAGUACGAUGUCACCGGCAACAUGCCGAGGGUGCCGGAGGAGGUGAUUGAGUCGAUCAGGAAGAACAAGAUGUGUCUGAAAGGCGGGCUGGCGACGCCAAUGGGCGGCGGCGUUAGCUCGCUGAACAUGCAGCUCCGGCGAGAUCUCGAUCUCUAUGCUUCGUUGGUCAACUGCUUCAAUCUGCGUGGCUUACAGACCAAGCAUGGCAACAUCGACAUUCUGGUGAUCAGGGAGAACACCGAGGGUGAGUACUCGGGGCUCGAGCACGAGAUCAUUCCUGGAGUUGUUGAAAGCCUUAAAGCUUGGAGGAAAGCAGAUGCUGCCUGUGGCUUGCCUCGUAAUAGAAGAUCUGCUGCUACAGAGAAGGUGGAAGAUAUAGUUGUGUUGGUAAAUUUCUGUUGGUUAUUUGAUGAUAACUUGAAUAUAUCUGAGUGUAAGCAGCUGUCAAAGGAGGAAAGACAUGAGGCAUGGCACGCUAAAAAGAAAUUGAAGAAGGGACUUUACAAGGGUGAAGUGCAGCAUUCUCAGAGAGUAGCUGCUAUAUCUGGCUCUUCUUCCAAACGUAUGAUGUGA